UAGAAGUCAAAGUCCUGUUCCAAGUAGAUAUGGAAGAAGUACAAGUAAGGUUAUCUGGAGUCGAAGUCAUGGACGCAGCAGAAGUCCUGAUAGAAGCUCUAGGAACUUAUCUUUUCAUACCACUAGUAGUAUUAGUGGUAGCUGUGGUUGUGGUAAUUAUAGUAGUUUAUUCUGCUUUAUCUAAACCAUCUGAAUUAAUAAUAACUUUACUUUACGUGUGUUUAGUUUAA
Funneliformis mosseae is the source of this 230-nucleotide messenger RNA. Lineage: Eukaryota; Fungi; Glomeromycota; Glomeromycetes; Glomerales; Glomeraceae. The record is from the annotation of a GenBank genome assembly.